CCACCGCCUCCACCACCUCCAACCAGCGAGCAUCGCGGUGAUCUUCUAGCUUUGGGGUUUGCACCACAACUAAGCAUCCCGACAACUAAGAACACCAUCAUUGACAAGUCAAAUCUUCCCACAACACAAUGGAUUCUUCACGCCAAUCCCGCCCGUCCACCUUUCGCGGCUUUCCACGCCCACGCCCACGUCCACGGAUCUUUGUCCUCCAGGAAAUCGAACCUCAGCCUAUCAGCAUGCUCUACCAAUUCCUUAGAGGCCUUGGAAAUUUUGUCUUCCCCGACGAAAUGGCCGAGGCCGGAGGAGAUCAGUCGACUGGGCAGCGUCUGGCACCCUAUGAUGCUGCCGAUAUGACCUCCCACCACUUCGUUAUGCGGACCCCGGAGUUCGAGAUUCGUGGAGAUGACCUGCCCGCCCACGUCGUGGGCCGCGCGUUUGACGCGUCGCUGGGCGUGAUGGACGCAAAGCGUCGCGAGAUCAACUCGAGAGCGAAUGGCAAGACUUACCUUCCGGUUCUCAUCGUUGCCGGCGUCCUUGCCAUCUGGCUCCUCGGCGGCCGGCAGAUGGCCCAGGCUACCUUCAUGCGCAACUAGGCCCCUGCUUCUUUACACGCAGCACUGGCGCCACGAGCACUACCAGUUUCACCAGCAUCGCGCGAACCAGACUACAUACAAGAUGGACCUCUCCCGAUUCGAAUAAGGAUACGAAACUCGAGCAGCUGAGGGUUGAUGAUGCGUGGGGGGGCUUGGUGUGGCGGAC
This is a messenger RNA of Phialemonium atrogriseum, 759 nucleotides long. RefSeq lists its product as uncharacterized. The coding region runs from base 129 to 593 and encodes 154 amino acids. Lineage: Eukaryota; Fungi; Ascomycota; Sordariomycetes; Cephalothecales; Cephalothecaceae. The transcript is spliced from 3 exons. The record is from RefSeq and is a predicted model, not a curated record.